Messenger RNA from Hemibagrus wyckioides, 3948 nucleotides. RefSeq names its product ubiquitin associated protein 2b (gene ubap2b). NCBI's taxonomy places the organism in Eukaryota, Metazoa, Chordata, Actinopteri, Siluriformes, Bagridae. The coding region runs from base 167 to 3328 and encodes 1053 amino acids. The record is from RefSeq and is a predicted model, not a curated record. The transcript has 27 exons. Gene Ontology annotation, molecular function: protein binding. Gene Ontology annotation, cellular component: nucleus; cytoplasm.
UUUUAUUUUGACUCGAGGUUUUUAUGGCUUCCUGUUGAGGCGUCGCAUCUCAUCACACACUGCAUGAGGGAAGCGUGGUGUGCUGUGGGCAGGUAAACACAUUACUGUUCACGGAGCGGAGACGACUUUUCUACUUUGUACAUACAUUAUUUUGUAUAUACUGUUUAUGAUGACUUCAGUGGUUGCUGACGCCGCCCGAGGAAAUCGGGACAGAGUGCAGCCACAGACCUCACACACCUCACAGCCACAGAAACAGAUUCAGGCCACAGCAGAACAGAUCCGUCUGGCUCAGAUGAUCGACAAAAACGAUGCGGAUUUUGAAGGGAAGGUCAAACAGCUUAUUGAGGUCACAGGCAGAAAUCAGGACGAGUGCAUGGUGGCUCUUCACGACUGCAACGGGGACGUCAACAAGGCCAUCAACUUCCUGUUGGAGGAGGUUCCUGCCAAGGACUCCUGGGAGACGGUGGGGAAGAAGAAGAGUGUGGGUAAAGAAGGUGCAACGGCAGAGACAAAAGAGCGAAAGGUUGACAAGGAGGGCAGGGGCCGCGGUGGUCUAAACAGACGCGGUCGCGGAGCCAGUCGCACCCAGGAAGGCCGCACUGAGGAGAACGGGUUUGACUCGACUCCGGGAGAAAGAGGAGAGCGUGGGCGCCGGGGAAGAGGGAGAGGUGCAGGGGGGAGAGGAAGAGGCCGAGGAGAUGGUGUGAAUAGGUUCUCUCAGGGAAUGGGGACAUUUUACACUGCUGAUUACACUGGCUCCGCUGAUCCAGGAGAGACAGCCAGCAACACUACUGAUGGAGCAGGAAACUGGAGAAACAACUUGGAAGACUGGGCUGCGGAAGACUGGAAUGAAGACCUUUCUGAGACCAAAGUGUUCACUGCCUCCUAUGCACUUGCUUCCCAGAACCACACAACACCUGGACAGGGGGUCAAUCUGAGUUCUCUGUUGCCUAAAGCAGCAGAGGUGGACUCUGAUCUGACUGGAUUGGAACCGUCAUCCCCGGAGCCACUCACACAGAGCCUGGUGUUUACCAACUCUCAACAACACACGGCUUGCACACAGACACACAGCUAUGCCUCAGCUGCUGCCAACAGCUAUGCUUCUGCUGCUGCUGGCACCUACGCCCACGCCGCCUCGUCCAUGGGCUCCAGACCACCUCAGCCUGAAAUCCAGAAAACUGAGCCAGUUAGUGUCCCCCGCAUCACACCUGUGUCCAGUCAGACACCAGUUGCCCUGACCAAUGGCAGCCCUGUUGGAGAAUCCAGUUCUCCUCCCCCUGCUGCACCUGCACCUUUAGCUUUGACUGAACCCAAAGCUGAGAUCCCUGUUACAGUAACUCACAUGGAUCUGAAGGCCCAGCCUGACCCCUCUCCCAUCCUCAGUCAGCUGACCCAGCAACAGAAUUCCACACUCCCAUCGGACCUGCCGGCUCAGGGCCGAAACCCCUCUCCUCCUCUCCCCCUUCGAAACACCAGUUCACCUGUCCUGAAACCACUCGGAGAGACCAGUGCUUCCACCGUUGCGGAAUCCCAUCAGCCCAAACAAAUCAGACCCCAGAGACGCAGAAUGCCCCCUCCCUCCAAAAUUCCUUCUUCAGCGGUGGAGAUGCCAGGUUCUGCUGACGUGUCUGGGCUGAAUGUGCAGUUUGGUGCCCUGGAUUUUGCCUCUGAGGCUGCAGUAGAAAGCACCAGUCAGUCGGAAACAAGCAUCCAAGAACCUGUUCCACCUGUUGCCCAAACCCAGAGCAACAUGUACUCCAAACCGAGCACCAUCAGUGAGCCAGUGACUGGUCUUCCUCCUGCCCUACCUACAACAACACUGGAGCCCAGAUAUACCUCUCCCUCUUUGGGUUUACCCACUGCCCCUGCACCUUCCACUUCCAGUCUGCACAAGGAACCAACCACCACCACAUCUGCCACCGCUCUGACUAAUGGAUUCAGCGAAGUACGGCCCUCCGUUACACAAGAUGCUGUCCCCUCAAGCACUCCUCAGUCCAUGCCUACAGCACUGACCCCCGAGAACGGCAUGGCCGCUUCAUCCUUACCGUCGCCCGCAUCGUCUGCACCGGCCCCGACACCCAGCACCCCUCUUCCCUCCCUCAGCAGUCAUGUAAGCAGUGGAACUACGUUAGGAUCUGCUGUGCCUGCCACUACUGGCCUCAGUGUGGUCAGUGAUGUCAGCGGGAGCCUGUCUGCCUUCUCAGGCUCAGUUCUGACCUCAAAUGGCCUGAGCAAUGGUGCACCAGGCCUGUCUACCAAUGGCCCCUCAGCUCCAUCCACAGGACGUUCCGCACCACUGCAGACUACUACUACCACCACCGGCAAAGCACCACCUAACCUGGCUCAAGGUGUUCCUCCACUGUUGGCUAAUCAGUAUAUCAUGGGACCUGGAGGAUUGCUUCCUGCCUAUCCCCAGAUCUAUGGCUUUGAAGACCUGCAGCUGAUACAGUCACGGCUACCCAUGGAUUAUUAUGGAAUGACUGCCUUUCCUGGUACAACAACGCUUGCUGCCAGAGAUGGAGGAUUAACAAACAACCCUUACUCAGGUGAAGCUACCAAAUUUGCUCGUGGUGAUGCACCCUCCCCGGCACCCACCACCAGCCUCUCGUCCGUUGCCCCCUCGCAAUCUGAGCCUGGCACGGUUCCUCCCCAAACACAGGCCCCACAGAACCAGGCCUUCCUGAAUCCCCCUCUGCCGCCUGGCUAUGGCUAUACAAGCCUGCCCUACUAUGCUGGUGUGCCAGGUGUGCCCAGUGCCUUCCAGUACGGCCCCACAGUCUUCAUGCCACCUGCCUCAGCCAAGCAGCAUGCUCAGUACCAGCACCAAGCUGGAUACGGUGGACACACAUAUGCUUCAGGUCAGCGCCACUCACAAGGCACUGUUUAUUUAGGUUUUGAUGACUUGUCUCAAGCUCAUGCUGGAGGAGAUUAUGGGAAAGGAUAUGGCAGCAGUUCUCAGUCACAGGCCAAGUCGAGCAACAGCACAGGAAAAGCACCUGGACUGUCGGGCUCUGCCAGCUCCGAUCUUGGUGCAGCUGUGUACAGCAAGACGCAGUCAUUUGAUAAACAGGGUUUCCCCACGGCAACCCCAGCAACAUUCAGCCUUCCCUCUGCUUUGGGAGGCACUGGACCCCUGAAUCCUGGAGGAGCCCCUGGUUAUGCCCCUGCACCUUUCCUCCACAUUCUGCCCCCUCAUCAGCAGCCUCCCUCUCAGCUUUUACACCACCACAUAGCCCAGGACACACAGGCUCAGCGCAGCCAAUCCAGCAGCAUGCAGAAGAGCCAGGGCAAGUCCAGCUACAGCAGCUCCCCCUACUGGGCCAACUGAUCUCAUGCUGGAAAACAGUCUAAAUCUCAUUCUUCAGUCCUGCUGCUGGCUUGAUUAUAUACACAUGCAAUCUCUCCUGGACCCCCCCCCCCCCUCCCUCCAAAGUUUUCCUCUGCGUAUUUCUUUUGUUUGUUUUUUUUUUGUUUGUUUUUUUUUUUUCCUUCUCCAAAUUUGGUUUUUCAUGUAAAAUAUUAAUGUAAGUAUUUAUAUAUACUGUAAAUGUUAAAAGCCGAACAUGAGUUGUGGUCGCGCCAUUUUAUUUUUUCGAAGGAUAUUUUGCUUUUGUUUACUUUUUAAAAACUGCAAAGAUGUAGCGAGAACGGAAAACUUUCGAGGACGAUGGGGACUUCACAAUGAGAGCUUGAGUUCUGAAAGAUUACGAAGAGAAGGAAAGCAAAAGAUUGGGGUUGGGGGUGGAUUUCAGGAGAGGUUAAUUUUAAGGAAAUGAAAGCAUUAAAUGCUUGAAUUGUUACACAGUGGGCUAUGCCACAGUCAAUGGGAAAAGUUGUCUGCUGAAUGCUAUUCUCCUUUCCACUGGCUCUGAAACGUUACCAUACACUGGCCCACAAGUUUUAUAUUGAACUCCUGUUUCCCUCUAAAUAAAGGUUCUGAGCUAUUCA